CUUGAAGGUGCAUCAUCUUGAGAAGCCACAGCUCACUCCAAGAUGCAGCACAUCUCCAUGGUCCUGCUAUGUCUGCUGCUUGUGACAUUGGGACCUCAAGAUAGCUUCAGCAGUAGUUUGGUUGAUUCGAAGCCUACCUGCUGCUUUGUCUUUCUGAAGAGGAGCCUUCCACACCAUCUCAUCAAAAACUAUGGUAUCACUAGCCGUUCCUGCCCCUACAAGGCUGUAAUGUUUACUCUGAAGAAAGGCAAAAUAUACUGUGCACAUCUCGAAGACAAAUGGGUUCAGGAUUACUUGAAGAAAAUGAAGAAAAUGAACAGUAGUGGCUCAAUUUAAAGCCAAAUUUGAGGGCCACCUCCAAUCAGAAAACUAUCCCGAUUCUACCAGUUGCUACUGUACUCCUCCUUCCUUUGUAUAUAUUGUAUGUUUAAUUGUCUAUGUCUAUGUUGUGUCCCUAGUUAGAGUGUAAGUUCCUUGAAGACAAGGAAGGCUUCCCCUCCCCCCACCCUUUUUGUCUUGUAUUCCCAGGACCAAGCACACUGCCUGACCCAUAGCAGACAACUGACAAAUGUUUGUUGAAUUGAAUUGAAAGCGGAUAUCCAACAAAGAGUGAAGACAAUCUGGGCAGCCUAGAGCCCUGUUCAUCCAGUAUUCCUUUACUGACAAUUUUGCUAGGCUCUGAAGCUUGAACUAGGUCUCGAUAAGCUAUUGUUAUGUCUUAUUUAUUGAUAGGUCUAAAACCUUUGAUUUCUGUAACCCAUCUAUUUCUUGGACUCUACUUGGAAAUAGAGGCAUAGCCUCAGUUGGCCUCAAACUGAGCAUCAUAAGGCAACAUAGCUGUGUUUGACUUGGAAUAAAUAUAACUUAUCUAAAUUAAGACAAAUAAAUGCUCUAACUCCA
Molecule: messenger RNA, 900 nt
Organism: Phascolarctos cinereus (koala)
Lineage: Eukaryota; Metazoa; Chordata; Mammalia; Diprotodontia; Phascolarctidae
Product: C-C motif chemokine 13-like
Biological process (GO): chemokine-mediated signaling pathway; antimicrobial humoral immune response mediated by antimicrobial peptide; cell chemotaxis
Cellular component (GO): extracellular region
Molecular function (GO): chemokine activity; CCR chemokine receptor binding
Source: RefSeq, a predicted model, not a curated record